Molecule: messenger RNA, 3967 nt
Organism: Erpetoichthys calabaricus (reedfish)
Lineage: Eukaryota; Metazoa; Chordata; Cladistia; Polypteriformes; Polypteridae
Gene: bend3
Product: BEN domain containing 3
Exons: 4
Coding region: 490-3024 (844 amino acids)
Biological process (GO): rDNA heterochromatin formation
Cellular component (GO): heterochromatin
Molecular function (GO): DNA binding
Source: RefSeq, a predicted model, not a curated record
UCCAUUUUAUUAUCGUUUUGCUACACCACUGUCCACAUUAUUUCUUUAUGUAUGCCUGUAAUCCAAAAAACAUUCUUUUUUUUUCCCCGAGACCCACCUCCUUUCCAAACGUGCAGUUCACACGCCCGGGCCUCUGCGUGUCUGUCUCGAGCUUCUGGAGAGGGCGCGUUUCAUUUUGCAUGUGCUUACUUUUGGAAGGCCAAACUGGUGGUGUCCUGUCUUCUUUCAACUUCGAAUCUGCCGGCGUGGCUGGCCAGUUAAAAGCAGACUGAAAAUAGCGCAUCUCACACGACUGCCUCCCUUUCCCCUCCCUGCGAAAUCUUUCCACACACACCGAGCUCCCCACAGACACCCACAGCUGUGCGGAAAUGACACAGCAGACAUGCAGCGUCACGUCGCGUCGCGUCACGCGGGAGGGCACGCGCUGCAGAAAAACACGGCGGACAGGAACACGGACACCACGCAGCAAGCGCGGGGCUCGAAGCGAAUAUGAACCUGCCUGAAUACUCAACAGAUUCAGAAGGUGAAUUGUCCGACCAAGAGAGAAGGGGGAAAGAAAGUGUUAAAACAGAAAAAGAAGUGUGGGAUACCUCUAAUGAUGAUUCAGCAGCUUGUAAAACAAAUGAAACUAAUAAACUGGUCAAGCCAUGCUCAAGUCUGCAGAACUAUGGAAAACGAGCACAAACUGAACUUAGAGCAGAUGAUCCUGCUGAUGAGCAAGACUUCCCAAUAAGUACAAAGAGAGUGAAGGUUACAGAGGAUGACAUGUUUUCUAAUGAAACCACUGCAGAGGAGCUGCACAAUGAUCAGACAAUCAAGGAACAGUCAAGCAAAUCUAGACUUUCAGCCUUAACACCACCUUGUGAAAAUGAUUCUUCAAAUGAAACAACAAAAACAUCUUACAGAAAACCUCUCUAUGGUAUUUCACACAAAAUAACAGAAAAGAAGAAUGCUUCAGGAUUGGAACAGCAUAUUUUACAAGAGGUUCAAGACAGAGUGAACUAUAACAGUUUCAUAAUGACGAAAUCUCUAGGUGAACAUAACCGGAGAGAGUCUGGUUUAAUUAUGGGCACAACAACCGCAGAAAGUGACUCAAAUAUAUAUUCCUUAAUAGAGCGGAUGUUUUUUAUUCUGAACACACUAAACUCCAGCAUGACUCAGCUUCAUAGCAAAGUAGACUUGCUUUCACUUGAAGUCACCCGAAUCAAAAAACGUAUCAAUCCUGCUGAGCUGGUCACAGAAUUCAGCCCACCCCCUGAGUACCAGCUAAACGCAGAAGAGCUGAAGCAACUUAUGGAUCAGACAUCCUCAGCUGGGGAUCUGGCAUGUAGGUUAUUAGUACAGCUUUUCCCAGAACUCUUCACAGCAACAGAUUUUAACAUAAAUUGCAAUUCUUGUGGAAUAAUGAACAAAAAGAAAUUAAAUUCACUUCACUUACAGCUUAUUCGCAACUAUGUUGAAGUUUGUUAUCCAUUUGUUAAAAAUGACAGUGCCUGGCAGGUAGAGUGUCUACCUCAAAUAAAUGAUUUCUUCAAUAGAUUUCUGGCACAAAAAGAUAUGGAAAGUGGACCUCAGGGCAAAAAGUCAUCAGUGUCAGCUCAUUGUUAUGAACCAGAGCAAAGCCAGGGUUGUCAUUACAUUAAUACAGAAGGGGAGGAUGGGAAUUUGCCUUUGGAAUCUCACAGCAGUGUAACAUCAGACUUUGCUCUAGAUGCUCAAGAUGUUGUUGAUUAUCUGGAUGAAGCCUCGUCUCCUGGAGAUUUUGCAGUUUUCCUUAUGCAUCGACUCUUUCCUGAGCUCCAUGAGCAAGGCAAAACAGCUGAGAUUUAUUCCUGUUACAGUACUCCAGGAAAGCAAGUGCUUGAUUCACAGAGACUUCAGAUAAUCCGAAAAUAUAUGGAGAUCUACUUUCCAGAAGUUCAAGAAGAUGAGAACUGGUUUAAGCUUUGUGUUCAAAGAAUGGAUGAAGAACUGGAAGGGAUGCAGAACAAUGAAAGUGGUUCAGAGCACACCAGAGACGAAAGUUAUGAUUCAUCCAGUUUGCCUGACGAUGUUUCUGUUGUCAAAGUUGGAGAUAGCUGUGAAUUUGAAAAGCCAGGAAGAAGAUCUAAGAAGAUUUGGCUUGUUCCUAUUGAUUUUGACAAACUUCAGUUGGCCCCUCCAGAUUUUGAAGUUGCACCAGAGUAUAUACUGUCAAAAGAGCAGAUUAAAAACAAUUAUGAAUGUAGCUUGUCCAUUGGCAACUUUGCAUCCCGCUUGUUGGUUCAGUUAUUUCCUGAGCUCUUCACUUACGAAAAUCUACGAAAACACUAUAACUGUAGUGGAUCUUUGGGCAAAAAGCAGCUGGAUCCAGUGCGAAUAAAACUAAUCAGACAUUAUGUGCAGCUUUUGUACCCCAGAGCAAAGAAUGAUAGGGUGUGGACUUUAGAGUUUGUAGGCAAAUUGGAUGAGAGGUGCCGCAGACGGGAUACUGAGCAAAGGCGGUCUUACCAGCUACAGCGCAAGGUGUACGUACCAGAAUCCGAACAUCGAGAUCUUGUUAAUUAUCAUGUGAACCCAGAACGAUUCAGAGAAGAAUUUGAAGGGCCCACUCUACCACCAGAGAGAAGCACAAAAGACUUCUGUAAAAUACCACUUGAGGAGUUGAAUGUUCCUUCUCCUGAUUUCCCAGUGCCUUCUGUAUAUCAGCUUUCAAAUACAGAAAUUAGAGAGAUUGUGCAGCAGAGCCUGUCAGUUGGAAACUUUGCUGCUCGGCUUCUUGUAAGACUUUUUCCUGAGUUAUUUACUUCAGAAAACUUAAGACUGCAGUACAACCAUUCUGGUGCAUGUAACAAAAAGCAGUUAGAUCCUGUACGCCUCCGACUAAUUCGUCACUAUGUAGAAGCUGUUUAUCCUGUGGACAAGAUGGAGGAGGUCUGGCAUUAUGAGUGCAUUCCCAGUAUUGAUGAGAGAUGUAGGAGACCAAACCGAAAAAAGUGUGACCUAAUGAAAAAAGCAAAAAGAGCAAAAAGUACAUCUUAUUGAGUGAAAUUCAGUUGCAUAUUCAUUUAUCAUUGAAAAAAGUAGAGAUUUCACACAUAAUAAUAUAGUUAAAUAAGAUGAACUGUGAGGUGAAAGGAAAUACUAGCACAUUUGGAGCGUCGGGUAAAAACAUACUUUGAUUUGCGUUUGAACCAAAAUACUGCCUGUCUUUACAUUCCAAAGUAUUGGUUGUUUCUCAUACUUGCCUGUAGUAACAGUACACUGUAAAAAUCAUUUUUGCUAAAACCUUUCCAGAUAUUUUAUCACCUGCUAUCAUUUUAACUUUUUAACAAACAAUAACAUAAAUAGAAUUAACUUGUGGUUACAGAAAUAGUGAUUUUACUUUUUUAACUUUGAUAUUAAUCAAAAUUGGAAGCAGGAAAUGGGCAUUAAAACAUGCUUUGAUGUCAGCAACUGCCUAUUCGAACUAGAUUUAUUAGGAAAGCAACUAAAUAAACACAGAAUGUCUUUAGAUCAGUCAUUUUGGAACCAAAUGAAUACUUGACUUUUGAUGCACUAUAUACUAAUGAUUGUGAAAUAUGACUUAAUUCCUCCCCUGAAAGAUACAUUUUUGUUUUAUUACAGGGCAACAGACUAAUGCCUAAAAUCUCCAAAUAAUUCAAACAGUUUGACAAAUAAAUAGGUGAAGUCUGAAACAAAUAUUAGCAACAUAAAUGAGCAGUAGCUAAUAUUUAGAGCAGUUGUUUGUUUAGUAGCAAUAACUUGGGAAAGAAGCCACUUUUUUACCCUAAGCGUCUGUCCUUAAGUACAGGUUAAAAUGUGAUUUAAAAAAGAGAGUUUCACACUUUUAAAUUUCUCUGUUAUGUUUUAGACAAAUGUUAGAAAAUUAUUAUUUCUAAUGAAGGGAAAUUUUGUGGCAUUUGGUUCAUACUGCUUUUGGUUAUUUGCAGUCAAAUCAUGUAUGUGCGUUUUUAAAUAAACUGAU